AUGGGAUUUCGCCUCCACUGGGCCAGCAGACUGCGCGAGGACCCCGCCAGCCCCAAUCCGAGAAAGAAGCCAGCUCUCCCCGGGCCUGACUCCCGAGUAGACAAGCUUUGCAAGACCCCACCCCGCCCUACACCGGCUGCCAUCGUGCGCGAGGCAGCGGGCAGCCCAUGCGCCCGCGCGGAGCCUAGCGAAGGGGAAGCCGUCGGGCGACCGGCUGCGCUUUUCCUUCUCCACCGAAGGGGCGGGCAGGGGGCGGUCUCAGCACCGGGUGUGGCUGGGCACCGCCCCCUCUCGAAGCCUCCCAAAACCUCCCGGCGCUUCCUCGACGGCCCAACAAGCCCAGCGGACACCGCAGAGCAGCUCCACCCAGCUAAGGCAGAAACAUGGAUCCAUUCCGCUCCUGGCUUCGGGGCCCAGCCUCCUCCUUACACCGAAACAACCGGCUUCCAUUCUUCUGCUCCGUACCCCCAGCCCUAUCCCGUCCCAGGGCCUGGACCAAAUGAAGGCCAACAGGCGCCACCAUAUGGCAUGCAACCUGGAGUCAUAGGAGGUCCCCCACCAGUUGCUGUUCAGGCAGUUUACGUCCAGGCACCGCUGGUCUUUCACGACCGUCCCGUCCAGAUGAACUGCCCUGCGUGUCAAAAAACCAUUUUGACGCGCCUCUCGCAUACCUCUGGGGCGCUGACCUGGCUGGCUUGUGGCGGCCUCUUCCUGAUCGGGUGUGUCGCUGGCUGCUGCCUCAUCCCCUUUUGCAUGGAUUCGCUUCAAGACGUCGACCACUACUGUCCCAGCUGCAACGCUCUUGUCGGCACCUACAGGCGCCUCUGAGCAACAUUAGACACGUGCUUUUUAAAAUUUAUGCUUUUUUUCCCCUUUUCUGGAGUUCAUGGAAAUGAUUUUUGUCGCUGUGCCUUUUUUUUGCCUCUGAAGAUUUGGGUGCAAGAAGACCAGCCUUUGGCCAAGAAUUGAGAUGGACCUCUCCAGCCUCACGUCCAACACGUGCAUGUUCUUUCUGGCAAAAAGCAUGCCUGCACAGUCCAUGGAAAAGCAUCGAACUGGUGCAGUCUUAAUGCAUCUUUGCGCUCGGGCACUGUCCCACAUUCUCCUCCUUUUUUGGCAUUGAGAAGGAGGCGUUGCAAUUGGAAACCUCAAAGAUAUUUUUCUCUCUCUCUCCGUUUGUAUGUGUAAAUUGCUAAGGCCUUUUAUGCAGCCUGAAGACACGUGGCUCCAAAAUUCUCUCCCUGGGGAAUGUUGAUGAGAUCCCUGUUAAAAAUAAUAAUCCUGUUUUUUAAAGGUUGCUUCUAAAAAAUGAGGCACUUCAGGGCUUCUGUAGCAACUGGUUUCAAGUUGGUGGCCAGGUUUUUUAAAUUUUAUUUUGCAGGGGUCCUCAGAACCUCAGGUUGCCUCUUCAACUUCAGAGACCGCCUGGUAGGACCCUUGUUUGCUACCCAAACUUGGAUGCUCCAAAAUCUGUUUUUGUACUCAUUGGAGCUUUAUAUAAGCGCAUCGCCAAGAGAUUUCUGAAGCAUUUUUAAAUUACUGCUGAGAAGUAAAUGUGAGGAAAUAGGUUCCAGGCCUAGAAUUUUGCCUUUCUGACCAAAAUGAUCAUCUUUCUGCUACGAGUCAAAGAUCUCAAGAGGACUGAGUGCCUCAAUCCGAUCCUUGCCUCCUCUUUACAUGUUUGGCUAGAACAGGACCAGUUUCUGAUGUAUCCAUAGAGUGUAGAGCAAAUUCUAGAGAAAAUAAUGUCCAAAGAGAUUAUCUAGAUAAACCAAUGCUUGUGAAUGUUGAGGCUAGAUUCUGCUGGGGUGGCUAUCGAAAAUUUCCUGCCCCAGUGACCCGACAGGAGAAAACCUCUGCUUUUCUUUCGUCCCCACGGGCAAGUUGCAGGCCAGGCAAGCAGCUGCCAAAUGAGUUCAUCGCAAGCACCCUUUGGAAGCAGAUGCAACAAUGAUGGAAAUACUUGAAACCUACUUCUAUUCUGAACUAAAAGUACAAUGCAGUAGAGAGCUGAAGACUUGCCUGCAGGAAUUGUGGGUAGCAGCGUUGGAUAUAUGCUUUUCUUUCUUUUUUUAACUAGCAGGAUGCAGCUUGCAAAAAAAGACUCUUAGCUCUGCCGCUGCAGAUCUGGGCAAGUUUAUCUACAUCAGAUUUGCCCCACGUAAGCCUGAAAAGAAAGCAGACCGCUGGAGGUUUUUAAAUGCAAACAUUUUUUGUGUGUAUGUGUGUGUGUUUUCCCCCCAGUCUAUACACACGUGAUCUAGUUUGAAUUAAACAGCUGUUUCG
This is a messenger RNA of Lacerta agilis (Sand lizard), 2286 nucleotides long. It is a transcript of the gene LITAF, whose product is annotated as lipopolysaccharide induced TNF factor. Gene Ontology annotation, biological process: regulation of cytokine production. Gene Ontology annotation, molecular function: zinc ion binding. The record is from RefSeq and is a predicted model, not a curated record. Lineage: Eukaryota; Metazoa; Chordata; Lepidosauria; Squamata; Lacertidae.